UCGAACGAAAUCAUUCUAUCUUGCUUGUGUUCGCAACAACAUGCUCGACAGUGGAUGGCAACGUUGGCACGAACAUCAUUUGAAGCAAACGUUUGUGGCGACAACACGUGGUAGCGCAGCUUUACAAUGUCGAAACAAUUUAUGCAAGAAUUUAUUUAUUGCUUGCAAAAUGAGCAAUCUUUGUGGCACUCAAAAAGCGAUGCGUAUAAAAAUAAGAAUUUAAGGAACGCUGCGUGGGAAGUGCUUCUUAAUAAAUACAAGGAGUUGGAUAAGCACGCAACAAUUGAUACCGUGAAGAAGAAGGUCAAUUCGUUGCGGGCAUCGUAUAGACGCGAGCUUCAAAAAAUAAAAAGAAGCAAGAAAUCUGGUGCCGGGGCGGAUGAUGUUUACCAGCCAAGCCUGUGGUAUUUCAACGACCUCUCAUUUUUAUAUGAACAGGAGGCCUCGGCCGAUGGAAUCAAUACAUUUGAUGACGGCUCGGAAAUUGAAAUACCAAAGGCGCCGAAACGGAAACCGGAUGAAGGAUCCGAGUUCCUGCAGAAGGGAGUAGCUCAUUUGGACAACAUGAACGCCAAGAAACCGAGGGACGACGCUGACAUUUAUGCUGAAGGGUGGGCUACAAUGUUCAGGGAGCUAAGCAAGGAGCAGCGGCUAUACGCUAAAAAGGGUAUAGAUGAGCUCCUCAUGCAAGGCCGAAUGAAUAUGCUCUCAUACCAAGGAGUGUCAAGCAUUGCCAACAUACCAAACAAUCUAAGUCCUCAAGUUCAGAUGCCAAUGGAUGUCUAUCCGCGAGAGCACAUUUAUCAGACGAGCACUCCACUGACGAGUGACUCCAAUACAAGAUCGUCAUUUGUGACUCUUCAUUCCCAGGAUCAGAAUACUCCAGUAAUUACUAAGCUGGAAACACAAGAUGAAAACAAUUUGCAGAAAGUUGAUUGAUGCAAUCAAAUUUGCACGUAUAAACACGAGCGAAAACAUUUUGCUGCAAACAAAUAACUUUUGCAGCAAUAUUUUUUGCUUGUCGUCUGUAUACAUUUUUUCACCGCUAUCUUGGUUACGUCAGUUGCUUGCUUGUUUGCAUGUGCUGUUUGGUUUCAGUCGCAGUAUUGCAGAAAGCAAAGCACCAUGUGGGAUCGCGACAACACAAUAAGAUUAAUUAAAUUGUACGAUCAUCAUUCUGUGGCUAAAAAACGCAAUGUCAGGGCUAAUCGCUCAUUUGGUGAAACCGCAGGACGCAUUACAGUGUCUUGUUUAGUUAUGUAGUUUUUUACUUUUUCUAAUAAAAAGUGGAAAUCACUGACUGACAUGCGAAAAAAAAUGUAAUAGUUUGUUUCAUCGCCAUUUUGUAACUUUUAAAAUGCUCUGAUGCACUCCUUUUUCAUCUCUGUUCGAAAUCCACUCUUUCACCCAACACUAUUUUUUGCAGAUUUCAAUCUUCUCACUUUUUUACGUUUAAUUAAAGUUGCUAAAAUAGAACACGUCGUUAUUCCUUGACUUUCAUAAAACAACAUAACUUGCAUAUGAGCGUCCCUUGCAAGCACUGAAAACAAAAAAUAAAAACAGGUAUAGACAUUAACGCAAUAUAUUGCACGAAAUAGCCAUUCCAAAGGUUGCGUGCAUAACAAAAAUUUAUUGGAGCAAGAAAUUUUCUUGCAAUAUUUGCAUAGGUGUAAACAUUUGUGCAAACUUUUGCUGCAAAUUAUUUUCAACUUGCUGCAAAUUGUUUGCAUCGUUUGUUCCUAGAUUUACAGAUAAUAGGAAUGUCAAUCCCGAAUCAUUUGCCGACUUAUUCA
This is a messenger RNA of Drosophila serrata, 1793 nucleotides long. RefSeq lists its product as uncharacterized. NCBI's taxonomy places the organism in Eukaryota, Metazoa, Arthropoda, Insecta, Diptera, Drosophilidae. The record is from RefSeq and is a predicted model, not a curated record.